AUGACCAGAGAGAAUCACGACCGAGUUCCUUGUCAGGUAAUUCCCCUUCUUCGAUUUAAUGACCUGCAGUCUAUCGCAGAUGCUGAUUUUGUAGUCCCCGCGACGGCUAGAUUCAACGAAAUCGGAGUCCAACAACUGAGCGAUCACGUCUUCGCCCAAGUCUUCCCCAAUAAAGGAGCUUCUCCAAACCCAGACCUUGUUGCACUGUCGAAGGACCACCUUGCGCGACAUGAUCUACUCGGAAAAUCCCAAGAGGCCGCAGAGCCAGUUGCAUUUGACAUGCCGAAACUCCAGGGCCAGACAUUGGAUGAGCAUUUUUACAAGCUGGGAAUGGAUGCGUCGGAACCCUACUUGACCUACGCGAAAAGCUACGCCACCAUAAAUUCCCCGGAAAAGCCACGCCAGUGGGUUAAACGCAGCGGUUGGACGAAAUACAAUAGUGAUGGAUCGUCGGAGCCGGUGGAUGCGCCAAAUGAGUCGAUAUUGACGUUUGACACGGAAGUGAUGUACAAGGAACACUCGUUUGCUGUUAUGGCAUGCGCUGUUAGUCCUACGGCUUGGUAUGCCUGGCUAUCGCCUUGGCUUUUGGGGGAAUCGGAGAAGGAAGUGCAGCUAAUACCGUUGGGGGACCCGUCGCAACCACGUAUCGUCAUUGGGCAUAAUAUUGGGUAUGAUCGUGCGCGUGUGUUGGAGGAAUACGACAUGAAGCAGACGCGCAACUUCUUCGUUGACACAAUGUCGCUUCAUGUCGCUGUAAAUGGCAUGUGUUCACAACAGCGGCCUACCUGGAUGCGGCACAAGAAGAAUAAGGAUAUACGAGAAAAGAUGGCCGACGAAAGCAAUUCGGCUGAACUUGCGGCUUUAAUCGAAAGCAAAUCUCUAAGCGACGAGGAGGAGGAAUUGUGGGUGGGCAGAAGCUCUGUGAACUCCCUUCGAGACGUCGCUAAGUUUCAUUGUGAUGUUACGAUUGACAAAGCGCAGCGUGACUACUUCGGCGAGCUCGGCAGAGAAGAAAUCUUGGGAAAACUAGAAGAACUUCUUGAUUACUGUGCUGCUGAUGUGGCUAUCACUCAUCGCGUGUACAAAAAAGUUUUCCCAAACUUCCUCAGGGUUUGCCCUCAUCCCGUUAGCUUUGGUGCUCUCAGGCAUUUGUCCUCCGUCAUCUUACCAGUCAAUGAGACUUGGGACGAAUACCUCACAAAUGCCGAAUCGACCUACCACCAACGUCUGGAAGAUGUGCAACGAAGACUAGUCGAGCUGUGUGAUGAAGCUCUGAAAGUCAAGGACCAACCAGAUAUUUACAUGAAGGAUCCCUGGCUACGGCAACUCGACUGGUCCGGGCAGGAAAUCAAAAUGGCCAAGGGCAAAAAGAAGGGCGACCCUCCGCGACCGGUUGCCAGGCAGAAGAAGCCCGGGAUGCCUAAAUGGUAUAAGGAUCUUUUUCCCACGAGCACGGCGGAUAUCAAUUUAACCGUACGGACGCGGAUUGCGCCCAUCCUUCUCAAAUUGUCAUACAGCGGACAUCCGCUGACCUGGUCUGACAAAUACGGCUGGACAUUCAAGGUUCCUCGCGAACAAAUCAAGAACUUUGAAAACCAGCCAGUCGUGCGCUGCAUGAUGGCGGAAGAGAAAAAUGCCGAGUUGAAGAACGACUGGAAACACGCCUACUUUAAGCUUCCACAUAAGGAUGGACCACAAGCCCGCUGCGUCAAUCCCUUGGCUAAGGGGUAUUCGGGUUAUUUUGAGCGCGGACUACUCACUUCGCAGUAUGCCCUUGCGAAGGAAGCUCUGGACAUGAAUGCCUCAUGCUCCUACUGGAUCAGCGCUCGUGAUCGGAUCAUGAGUCAGAUAGUGGUCUACGAGGAUGAAGUCCAAAAUUCGGUUACGAACAACGAUACCGGGAACAGAGUAGGGUUUAUUAUACCGCAAAUCAUUCCCAUGGGAACUAUCACCCGACGAGCCGUGGAAAACACCUGGCUUACAGCAAGCAAUGCUAAAGAGAAUCGGGUGGGGUCUGAGCUCAAGGCUAUGAUUAAAGCACCUCCUGGACAUGUCUUCGUAGGAGCCGAUGUCGAUUCUCAAGAACUGUGGAUUGCCAGUCUCAUUGGCGACGCCCAAUUCCAAAUCCAUGGUGGCAACGCAAUUGGCUUCAUGACCCUGGAAGGGUCCAAGGCAGCUGGAACUGACAUGCAUUCACGCACUGCCAAGAUUUUAGGCAUUUCUCGCAACGAUGCCAAGGUCUUCAACUACGGGCGUAUCUAUGGCGCCGGCGUUAAGUUCGCCGCCACAUUGCUACGUCAAUUCAACCCGUCAAUGUCCGAAAAGGAAACCCAGGAGGUUGCAAGCAAUCUCUACAAAGCGACUAAGGGUACCCGUACCACUCGCCGUCUUCUGAGUCCAAAUCCUUUCUGGCGAGGCGGUACCGAAUCAUUUGUAUUCAACAAACUUGAAGAAUUUGCCGAACAGGAACGACCCAAAACGCCGGCUCUGGGCGCCGGAAUCACCGAGGCCUUGAUGCGCCGUUUCAUCAACAAAGGCAGUUUCAUGACAUCUCGCAUUAACUGGGCGAUUCAGUCCUCCGGUGUCGAUUAUCUUCACCUUUUGAUCGUGGCUAUGGACUAUUUGAUUCGACUUUACAACAUCCAAGCCCGCCUAGCGAUCACAGUCCAUGAUGAAAUCCGGUACCUAGUCAAGGAUGAAGACAAAUAUCGUGCGGCCUUGGCUUUACAAGUCGCGAAUGUCUGGACCCGCGCCAUGUUUUCACAAGAAGUUGGCAUCAAUGAUCUUCCCCAGUCCUGUGCCUACUUCUCAGCAGUCGAUAUUGACCACGUGCUUCGCAAAGAAGUGGACAUGGAUUGCAUUACUCCAUCUCAUCAGCAGAAAAUUCCUCACGGCGAAACCCUGGAUAUCGUUCAACUUCUGGAUAAGAACCAGGCUGCCUUCCUUGAUCCCUCCACCACUCCACUCUCGCCGCCAUCUCCUGAAAAGUAUCCCUACACGCCACGAAAAUCCGUCAUGUCCUCACUGCAAACCUCCGACGAUCCCGCAUUUAUCAAAGCACAAAUCACCAAGGACGAUAACGAAUUCCGUGAUAUCAUCAAGGAAGUCUCAAAAGCCAAACUCGCCGCGAAAAAAGCCAGCACUGAAUCCGCAACUGCACCCAGAGGCGGCCGCCGCGCCAUAUCAUCCACCACCCCGUCCGCCGAGCCUCAAAAGGCUGUGCUCGUUGACAUCGGCUCUGGCCUCUACCAUGACUUCCGAGCCGUCCCGGAAGGGAGCAGGUCUCCUCAGUCCGUUGGUCUCAAUCGUCAAAAUUGGAAGCCCAGGUCAUCUGCAAGGGCUUGA
Molecule: messenger RNA, 3345 nt
Organism: Aspergillus affinis
Lineage: Eukaryota; Fungi; Ascomycota; Eurotiomycetes; Eurotiales; Aspergillaceae
Product: DNA-directed DNA polymerase gamma MIP1
Exons: 1
Coding region: 1-3345 (1114 amino acids)
Biological process (GO): mitochondrial DNA replication
Cellular component (GO): gamma DNA polymerase complex; mitochondrion
Molecular function (GO): 3'-5' exonuclease activity; DNA-directed DNA polymerase activity; DNA binding
Source: RefSeq, a predicted model, not a curated record